Molecule: messenger RNA, 4363 nt
Organism: Lineus longissimus
Lineage: Eukaryota; Metazoa; Nemertea; Pilidiophora; Heteronemertea; Lineidae
Product: KH homology domain-containing protein 4-like
Exons: 16
Coding region: 1-2940 (979 amino acids)
Cellular component (GO): nucleus
Molecular function (GO): RNA binding
Source: RefSeq, a predicted model, not a curated record
AUGGCGGCUUUUCAUGACUCGCCAAGUGCAGAGUGGCCUCCGGUAUCCAGCGACAGCAUGAAUGCUCAAUCAAAGAGUAGCUUGGAAGCAGCGGCGGAGGCAGCUGCGAAAGUCAACGCCAUGCUUAUCGCAAAGGGAAAACUUAAACCUUCACAGUUGUCUGGGACACCUCAAAUCAGCAAGCCAAGGGCAUCAAGUGUGCCCGCUGUACCUUUCAGUAAACCAGUUCAGGUACCUUCCCAGAAUAACCUUGUCGUGGCUGAAGUAGAUAUCAAUGAUGUCCCAAUUGGUUGUAGGAAUUUGCUUACAAGAGGAGCUACCCAAGAAGAGAUCUCCAAAAUGAGUGGCGCUGCAGUUUCAACAAGAGGCCGAUUUAUGUCCCAAGAAGAUAAAGCCAAAGGUUUAGGAGAGCGGCCUUUAUACCUAUGCGUGCAAGGGCCAGACCAGCACUGUGUGGAUAUGGCUGUCAAAAGAAUCAAUGAAAUCAUUGCCAGUCACCAGUUGCGACAGAACAAAUACAAGGGGAAUCGUUUUCUGCGCAAUAUGGAAGGUUUUGGUGUCAGUACCCGCGUGGAGGAUGGCAAUGUACAUUUACAACAGAUGCAGGGUCCACCACCUGGUGGUCCUCCUCUUCCACCACAGACCCAAGUGCCACCGCCCCCGCUCAUGUUCCAAACGCCACCGCCUCUGAUGUCCUUGGAGACGCAACCACCUGGCAUGCAUGGGCUUCAAAUUUUGUCGGAGAAGAUUUACAUCAUGGGUGCUGAAAAUGCUCCACCAAAUUUUGACGUCAAGGGAAAAAUUCUUGGUCCAGGGGGCUCCUACAUUCAACACAUUGCUAAUGAAACGAUCGCCAAAGUCACCUUGAAAGGGAAAGGAUCGGGAGUCCCUGAGCCAAACACAGGAAGAGAAUCAUUUGAACCUCUUCAUCUUCUCAUUCAACAUCCGAAUAUGGCUGGCCUCCAACAUGCUAAAGAACUGACAACCAAUCUGAUUCAAACGGUCCAGCAAGAAAUGGCGCAGUUACAAGCGUUGGCCUCGAUGCCACCCACAGUAUCUCCUGCUACAGCUGCUGUCUUAGCCACUGUACAAUUACAGAAUCCUCCCCGCCCCAUGCUGAACCAGCACACGACACUUGUGACUGGUGCGCCAGCCGUGGCCACACUACAGCAGCACCAGCUUGGCUCUGCUGCUCUGUCAUCCAAUCAGUAUGCCCAGACGUUGUCGACCAUAGCCCAUCAGCCGUCGAUGCAACUCACACAAUCCCAAGUUGGACUACAGCCAGUCGCGUCUAUGACCCUUGGGCAGGUUACACAGCAGUCACUGGUAAAUCCAAACCAACCUCCAAACACGAUGCAGGUCCAGUUACCACCUGGAAUGCAGUUACAAGGACAGCCUGGGGUGCAGUUGGGCCAGCCUUCUAUUCAGACUGUUGGACAGCAGCAGUUGUCUUUAGCACAGCCAGUUGUGUCUUUAAAUCAACCAAUGAGUUCACAGGCACAGACGAUAACGCAUUUCACCCAACCUGGGCUCCAGGCAUCUAUGCCUGGUUUGCCACAUGGUGCCCAGGUGCAGGCAUUGCUUCAACAACAGCCCGGACUUGUACAGUUGACGUCUCAGCCACCACCACAGCCUGGGCAGCUGACGAUCAGUCAUCCGUCGCAAAUGGUGCAGAUGGACCCAGGAAUGCACCAAGGGUUGGAACAGGCACAACAUUUGAGGGAGAGUGAGCUGCCUCCGAUGCCACUGGAGGUUUCCCAGAAUCUCCAACUCACAUCGCAGAGUGAAGCACUGUUUUCUAUGCCACCACCCCAAGUACACUUGACAACUGGCCACCAGCCCAGCCACACUGUGGUCACCUCUGCGGGAGGUUCGAUAUUCUCAAUGAUGCCACCUUCCUCACUGGCGCCCCCAGCUUCAUUGGCUCAGAUGGUGCACCAACAAGCAGUAUCCAUGCAGCAUCAGGCUUCAAUGGCGCCACAAACACAGCAAGUCCUGUCAGUCAAUUAUUCCAUGCCGCCGCCCUCGACGACGACAACAGUCGUCACCAUGGCAACCCCGACGAUACCGCUAUCUGCCUAUGAUUACUACAGUAAGGUGGCAGCACCUACGAAGGAGGAACAACAGCCGAGGCGACGAUUCACAGAAGAAAAACAGGAGGAAAAACUCCCAGAGAACUUGCUCGGAUACCAGCAUGGACCCCUUCACGUUGCAAAUCUAGUCCAAUCUAGUCCACCUCCCCCGCCUCCGUCGUCAAAUGCCGGCGGUCCUCAGCCUCCCCCUCCGCCACCACCAGAUGGCUCUGAAGACUAUGAUGAACGGACCGUCACAAGCAAUGGUGUGAUGAUGCCUCCGCCGCCCCCACCAGGGAAAGAUGGUGAGUCUGACAUGAAGUUGAUGCCCCCUCCAUCACUAUCAAAUCAAGGCCAAGGUACUAAGCGACCUGCUGGUAUGGACAGAGGGGAUCAAAAGAGGACAAAGGGUGCAUUAGGGAGUGUAGCAGGUUAUGGUUCAGAUGAGGAAGAAGGGGAUGAUGUCAACUCAUCAAUGCGAAAACAACAGCGGGAGGCUGCCAAGUACUCGUUCAACCAGUACUCGGGAAAACCACAGAUCUAUAAUGCAAACGCUCCUGGUGAACUUCAGCAUCCGGCAUUCAUGGGACAUCCACCCUACGGUGGACCAAUGGAGCUGAUGCCUGGUGACCCGUCAUUCCAGUAUAGUCAGCCCCCACCUCCACCCCAUACGUCACAGAGUCAUUACGUGUCAUCGUCAAUGGAGUCUCAGUUAUCAGUGCAACCAGGACAGUUCUCACAGCCACCGCCACAGUUCAGUGCCCCUCCGCCCCCUCCCCCACAGUUUGGCUUCAACCAACAAUAUUCCCAACCACCGCCAUCAUAUCAAGGGCCGCCCCCUGGGCAGCAAUAUUGGUCAGGGCGGUGAGCAUUAUAGGACUUAUAAGGCUGUGUAUCCAUUGGCUGUUCCCUUGUGAACUUGAGGACUUGUAACAUGGUUUCUAUUGCCUCUAUUGCACAUUCCCUGGUACAUCAAAUGGGAAUGUCCAAUGAGCCAAAUUAAUCAUUUGGUGUUGUGCAUCUCUGGCAGUAUGAAACGAGGAAAAGCUGCACAGGCAAACAGUCUGUGGAUAUGCAACCUAACUGGACAAUUCAAUGACAACGCAGAGUUCUGCUGUGUAGGGCAAGCCAUCACUGGCGUGAUUGCAGAGUGUGGCUGGUUAUGAGCCAAGCAAAUGACGAUAGAUUGAGUGGGAACGGUGAUGGUCUGUGUUCACAAGAACUUUAAAGAAGAGGUGUAGAGCCAACUGGCAUCAACAGCGCUAUGAAAUGGAGGGCAAGCAUGAACCUUUUUGGUUGUGUUCUCUGUCAUGAUUUGGAUGAUUAAAUAAAACACAGCCAACUACCUGGACGGGGAAAAUGUUGAAGUUUAGUUGGGAUAUACUCUGCUUUGGUCACUUCGAUAAUGCAAUUCCUUGGUGCUUGUGAAUUUUGUUGUAAGCUUCAUUUCAUGCUCAAGUGUGUGCAGUUUAUAGAAAAAUUGAUUGAAUUUUUAAUUUAAUAUUAUUCUGUCGUUUUGUUCUUGAUGUAGACAUUCCUGAAUCCAGACACGUUCCCUUCCUUAACCUGUGAAAAGAUAUGUGGUAAAUUAAAAAGUCAAGGGAGAGUGUAAAGUGAAAAUAAUGAUAAAUGCUUGUGUCCAUAGUGCAUUUAGUGUGUAUUGCACUGUCAGCAUUGGAGAAGAGGACCGGUGAAAAAUUGGAUCCUGCUUCCCUUAGGUAUUGAAUUGAUGCAUGUAACCCGGUUUAUCCUAGAACAAACUUUUCAGAUGUCAUGUCCCUUUAAGAUUAAUUUCUGAUGCGGUUUAUAUAAAAACCAUGGUGUAAAUUUUCUUGCAGCAUCCAAAUCAUUCUUUGAUGUAAUGCUGGAUUGUCUUAAAAUGAAAUGCUAAGGGCUCAGUACUUCCAUUUCUGUGAAGAAAGACUUGCCUCAAAUUACACAGUACUGUUCUAAGAUUCAUAUGUCUACAGUGUGAUAAGUGUCAUGAUGAAAUUCUAGGGUAAUGUAAUUGAAACUUAAGUGCUGUUGGAAGAAAAUGGAAAAAAGGGUUGAACUAAAAAAGCGACUAUACAGCUCGACUUCUUCCAUGUUGGUAGUCUCUGCUCUGUUCACACAUAAAAUCUAGCAUAGCUUAAGAGACUUAAUCUGUGCUUGAUAAACUUCAAGUAGGUCUGGCCAGGGAAGUUUUGGGCAUUUAGGUAACUUAUUAAAAUGUACUGCAGCGUUCCAAAUCACGCCACUGUCUGUAUAAUUUGGUCUUCUCCUGUAUGUGUCAAUAGUGAAUAAAUGAA